AUGUCUACCGACGUCAGUUUGAGGCAGCCGCGAAUGCAAAUGGUUGGUCAUCGACCGAAAAGGCAACUGCACUCACUUUGGCCCAACGAGGAGAUGCUACAGCUGUUCUUCAAAGAAUGCCCGAAGAGCAAGAGGUCUACAACUAGUAGGACAUUUGGAGAUGCGAUAUUGCCAGUCACAUUUAGAACAUGUCUAACAUACUCAACUAAAGAAUCGGUUCCAGAAGUCAGGCGAGUCCUUGCAGGAGUUUGA
Molecule: messenger RNA, 252 nt
Organism: Acanthoscelides obtectus
Lineage: Eukaryota; Metazoa; Arthropoda; Insecta; Coleoptera; Chrysomelidae
Source: the annotation of a GenBank genome assembly